This is a messenger RNA of Pelodiscus sinensis (Chinese soft-shelled turtle), 1370 nucleotides long. RefSeq names its product agouti signaling protein (gene ASIP). Lineage: Eukaryota; Metazoa; Chordata; Testudines; Trionychidae. The record is from RefSeq and is a predicted model, not a curated record. Gene Ontology annotation, cellular component: extracellular region. Gene Ontology annotation, biological process: hormone-mediated signaling pathway; melanosome organization. Gene Ontology annotation, molecular function: neuropeptide hormone activity; melanocortin receptor binding.
GCAGCAGUUCCGUUGUGCACGUAGAUGUUCGAGAGGGAGUGGCUGAAAAAUAACUCUUUUUGAGGUACUGCCCUCACCAGUACAUCUGGGAUAUAAAUGAGAUCAUGCACAUCUUUAAUUCACUGAUUGAAUCUUAGCUCCUGAGGUACAAGCACAGAGAGGGGCAACGGAUCAUAGAACCAAAGGGUCUAAACGAGAGCUGGAAUCUGGAAGUUAAUCAGAGAAUGCUCAGACUGAUCACAGAUCAUCGUAAAACAGACUUUCAAAUCCUGCGUCACAUGAUGGAAGAUAAGAGCCUCUUCCUCGCUUUAUUUCUCUGCUGCAUUUUGCUUUCAACUACCUAUUCGCACUUGGCCUUUGAGGAGCACAGAGACACCAAUCUGGCAACCAGCAACAGAAUGAAACUCCCAGAUCUUCCACCCAUCUCUAUCGUAGAAUUAACCAAAACAUCCAGGAAAGUAAGCAGGAAAGAGGCAGAGAAGAAGAAAGCAUCCAAGAGAAAGACCCAGAGAAGAAAGUCCCGCAAGCCCAGGCCCACACACCCAGGGAAUUGUGUGGCGACUUGGGAAAAUUGCAAGCCACCCUCUCCCCCGUGCUGUGACUUCUGCACCUUCUGCCACUGCCGGCUUUUUCAGACUGUCUGCUACUGCCGAGUAGGAAACCGAAACUGCUAAACUCACGCCAGGAAUGCAGGGCUGGAACUCAGUCAUUAGCUGCUCCAGUGCGGGUUUCAGCCUGUUUGUCUCACGUGUAUUGCAAGCAAAGUCUAGAACCUGCCACUCUGGCUGGCUGGCUUUGUGUUCUCCGGACCUGAAUGAACACGGGGGUUUACCUCAUAGAGCAAACUAUCAUCCACAAGUCAAUCACUAUAGAGAGUGUGAGGGAUGGGGUGGUGGGUGGAGGCUAACGGAUUGACAGAGCAUUUACAACAGAGCCAAAGGGGAGUUCCAAUCCAAGACGAGUUUCUUUUUCUUACACACACAUGACACCUCACUGUAGGCUGUAGGUUUCUAUGCAGACUCGGGCUGAACGCCCUAGGCUUUCAGUAAAAGCAACAAGCAGUCCUGUUGUGGUAACUCAAAGAUUAACAGGUUUUCAGUGUCUACCUAUGGUAUGAAACUGGCUGCAUUAAAACAAGCUUGGUUAACAGAGCAGGGGGCCUAGUACUUAGAAGAUAAGAACGGCCAUACUGGGUCAGACCAAAGGUCCAUUUAGCCACAGUGGCCAAUGCCAGGUGCCCCAGAGGUAAUGAACAGAACAGGGUAUCGUCAAGUGAUCCCCCUCUGCCACUCUUGCCCAGUUUCUGGCAAACAGAGGCUAAGGACACCAGACCUGCCCAUCCUAGGUAAUAGCCAUUGAUGGACCGGUCC